Molecule: messenger RNA, 3198 nt
Organism: Plectropomus leopardus (leopard coralgrouper)
Lineage: Eukaryota; Metazoa; Chordata; Actinopteri; Perciformes; Serranidae
Source: RefSeq, a predicted model, not a curated record
GUUUUUAAAUGACAUGUAAUAUAGGUUUUAAAUUAUUGGGUAUUGGUAUUAAUUCCACUUUUUCCUUUAUGUUGCAUGAAAUUAUUACUAUGAUUCUCUAGCCACCGUGUGCUCGGAUAUGGCUCCGCAUGGUAAGCCACACUUCUCCUAUUAUUUGACCUUGAAAUUUUGCUACAAAUGAUUGCAUUUUGUGACCUCUCCUCUCUGAAUUGUAGUGGAUUUGGCCUAUCCCAUCUGAGUCCCCUAGCGGAGGAAAAUGGGCCUACAGUGACAAAUUGAAAAUAAGGAUGAGCGCCAUGUCUGAUCCUCGGCUGGUGGAGUAGAGCGGACGGCUGAGCGAAUAUUUCCCGGGCCGGGAGUCCCGUCGGGGUUCCGUGUGAAUCAUGGCCGACAGCGCUGGGAUUCAGCAAGGUUCUCCGGCCAUCGGGGCUGCGGGCCUGGUUCCGGCCGCUCCUGGAGCCGGGGGGACGGAGGGCUCCGGCGCCGCUGGAGGAUCCGCACGUAUCGCCGUGAAGAAGGCGCAACUCCGCUCCUCACCUCGGCCGAAGAAACUGGAAAAACUCGGAGUGUAUUCAUCCUGCAAAGCAGAGGGAGCCUGUAAAUGCAACGGCUGGAAAAGUCAGAACCCCCCUCCCACACCCCCACGAACUGACCAGCAGUCCGGCACAGUCAACCUGCAGGAGCCCUGCCGGAGCUGCUCUCACACUUUGGGUGAUCAUGUGACCCAUCUAGAAAAUGUCUCUGAAGAGGAAAUGAACAGACUUUUAGGCAUAGUCUUGGAUGUGGAGUAUCUCUACACAUGUGUUCACAAAGAGGAGGACGCUGACACUAAACAGGUCUACUUUUCCCUCUUCAAACUGCUGAGGAAAUCCAUCCUGCAGAUGGGUAAACCAAUGUUAGAAGCACAGGAGAGUCCUCCAUUUGAAAAACCCAGCAUUGAGCAGGGGGUGAACAAUUUUGUCCAGUACAAAUUCAGCCACCUGCCAUCUAAGGAACGUCAAACCAUUAUGGAGCUGGCCAAGAUGUUUCUCAACCAGAUCAACUACUGGCAGCUGGAGACGCCCUCCCAGAGACGCCAGAGAGUUCCCAAUGAUGAUGCAGCUGGAUACAAAGCCAACUACACUAGAUGGCUCUGCUACUGCAAUGUGCCUCAGUUCUGCGACAGUCUACCCCGGUACGAGACCACUCAGAUCUUCGGCCGGACGCUGUUGCGUUCGGUCUUCACUGUGAUGAGGAAACAACUGCUGGAGCAGGCCAGACAGGAAAAGGACAAGCUACCACCUGAGAAACGCACACUCAUUCUCACACACUUCCCCAAGUUCCUGUCUAUGCUGGAGGAGGAGGUGUACAGCCAUAGCUCUCCGAUCUGGAGCCAAGACUUCUUGGCAGGAGCGUCAGGAGGGCAGAUACCUAUUCACACAGUUAUCAGUGCGCCCCCUGUGGCCAGGCCAUUGUACUACAGCACCAGCCCUGUGUCAGUGGAUCCAUCCACCUGCGGCAGUGUCAGUCCUGCCAGGAAAACGGCUUCAGUACUGGAGCCAAACCCAGUUGGAGAAAAGCGUAAACCGUCAGAGCCUCUCCCCCAUGAGGAAAACAAGAGACCCAGGGUGGUGGGUGACAUCCCCAUGGAGCUCAUCAAUGAAGUCAUGGCAACAAUCACCGACCCUGCCGCCAUUCCAGAGACCAGUCUGCUGUCAGCUCACUCUGCACGUGAUGAAGCUGCCCGUCUAGAGGAGCGCAGGGGGGUGAUUGAGUUCCAUGUUAUUGGUAACUCCCUAAACCAGAAGCCCAAUAAGAGGAUCUUGAUGUGGCUUGUUGGCCUCCAGAAUGUGUUUUCUCACCAGCUGCCCCGAAUGCCCAAGGAGUACAUCACACGACUGGUCUUUGAUCCGAAGCACAAGACGCUGUCACUGAUCAAAGAUGGCCGUGUGAUAGGAGGGAUCUGCUUUCGAAUGUUUCCAUCGCAGGGCUUUACGGAGAUUGUCUUUUGUGCCGUCACCUCCAAUGAACAGGUCAAGGGUUAUGGCACCCAUUUAAUGAACCACCUGAAGGAAUAUCACAUAAAGCAUGAAAUCCUCAACUUCCUCACUUAUGCUGAUGAGUAUGCCAUUGGCUACUUCAAGAAACAGGGUUUCUCAAAAGACAUCAAGGUUCCCAAGGCCAAAUAUGUUGGUUACAUCAAGGACUAUGAAGGAGCCACGCUCAUGGGCUGUGAACUCAACCCCAGCAUUCCCUACACUGAGUUUUCUGUCAUUAUCAAGAAGCAAAAGGAGAUCAUCAAGAAGCUAAUAGAGAGGAAGCAGGCUCAGAUCAGAAAAGUCUAUCCGGGGCUUUCCUGUUUUAAGGAAGGAGUUCGGCAGAUUCCCAUUGAGAGCAUUCCUGGCAUACGUGAAACUGGUUGGAAGCCAGUGGGUAAAGGGAAGGAACUAAAGGACCCAGAUCAAUUGUACAGCACUCUAAAAACCAUCCUCCAACAUGUGAAGAGCCACCAGAAUGCCUGGCCUUUUAUGGAGCCAGUGAAGAAAACAGAGGCUCCUGGGUACUACCAAGUCAUUCGCUUCCCCAUGGACCUUAAGACAAUGAGUGAGCGUCUGAAGAGCAGGUACUACACGACACGCAAGUUGUUCAUGGCUGACAUGCAGCGCAUCUUCACCAACUGUCGUGAAUACAACCCUCCAGAGAGCGAGUACUACAAGUGCGCCAACUUACUGGAGAAAUUCUUCUACACCAAGAUCAAAGAAGCAGGCCUCAUUGAGAAGUAGGAGAGAGGAAAAAGUUGAGACUGUAGAUGGCUAAAGUUAAGGCGUGAUGCAAAAGACAGCUACAUGCAUGAAGAAGGUAAGAAAAGGACUACUGAUUCGGGAGCGGUGAGGUUUCAGAAACACAUAUCUUACAUGUAAAAGGUGCGAACGGGUCUCAGAUCAUCACUCGUUUGAUGUUUGAUGCAUGCCGGCCCAGUUCCUGAAUCAGUAGCACAGACUGAUAUUGACACUGAAAGAAAGGCCACAAGGGAAGGCCUCACUGAAGGCCUGCAGGACUGUUGCUGACAUUGAGCAAAAGAAGCAUCGUGUCUUCAUAUUUCAUCACAUAUCCCAGAGUCCCAUGGAAUACCAGGACAGUGGAAGGUGUGAUAGUGAUACAUAUUAAACAGGACAGAAAGCUUCCAUUAUUUUUUUUGUGUUGGACGUUGGACGUUUA